Athalia rosae (coleseed sawfly) is the source of this 740-nucleotide messenger RNA. RefSeq names its product endocuticle structural glycoprotein SgAbd-1-like. The coding region runs from base 147 to 596 and encodes 149 amino acids. Gene Ontology annotation, molecular function: structural constituent of chitin-based larval cuticle. The transcript is spliced from 2 exons. The record is from RefSeq and is a predicted model, not a curated record. NCBI's taxonomy places the organism in Eukaryota, Metazoa, Arthropoda, Insecta, Hymenoptera, Athaliidae. Gene Ontology annotation, cellular component: chitin-based extracellular matrix.
AUUUAAAAGAUACAUAUAUUAUAAUCCAAAUAUAUACAAGUGGGGAAUGAACGGAUGGCUACCGAUCUUGUAUAAAUAUCCCCCAUCGUCACCGAGUUUUGUCAAUUCCUUUCAAAUCCUCCACCAGAUCAGUGGAAGCUGGAGCAAUGAAAUUCAUCAUUUGUACCCUCGCCCUCGUGGCCGCCGCCUCCGCAGUUCCAGUUGUCCCACUGACCAGGGAUGGAUUAGCGCGUAUCCACAGCCAAGUCAACGAACAAAAUAUCGACGGUUCGUACAAUUGGAAUUACGUGAGCGAAAAUGGAAUCGCUGUCAAUGAAAGAAGCAUCCCCGUGCCAGCUGGCCCCCAUGGAGAACCAGCGCCGGCCGUCCAAGGAGGAUGGGAAUACACAGCUCCCAAUGGCGAAGUAGUCAAGACGACUUACGUCUCCGACGAAAAUGGAUUCCGUCCAGAGGGUACGCACAUUCACCCAACCCCAGAGAGCGUUCUUCGUAGUUUGGAAUGGAACGCGGCUCAUCCGGAAGAAGAAGCGUAUUGGGAUGCCGUAUACGCCAAACAACAGCCGCAUUUAUAUUAUCCCGUAGGCCCCGUGCAAUAGACGAUCUUACUAUGAAAGCAACAUGAAAAAUUAGAAUCACGCGACGAUAACAGGAUGACGACGAUGUUUGGAUAAAUUACAUAUUGAAUAUAUAUAUGUACAUAUUAAAAAAACAAAAAGAAACAUACACUGAUAACACGAAAA